UGUUUUCUUUGUUGAAACUGAUGGAGUUUGAAGACCCCAAGGUCCCAAACAAUAGGGAGUAGAAGACAAGUACGAAGUCAGAAAGAGAUCUCAUAGUAGAGUGAGGUUUGUUCUAAGUUCUAUUCUGUUUGGGAAUUGAAUCGAAAAGAGAAUAGCUAUGAGAAAAGGGAACAACUCUGGCAAUUACCGAAACCCAUGUCUCACUAUGCACCAGCCUUGGGCCUCUCUUCUCGUUUAUGGCAUCAAGCACGUCGAGGGCAGGUCCUGGCCUUCUCCCAUCACUGGUCGUCUCUGGAUUCAUGCUGCUAGUAAGGUCCCAGAUGAGUCCACUAUCAAAGCAAUGGAGUACUUCUACAAAGAGAUUUAUGCCAUCAAUGGCGUCACUGACAUCAAGUUCCCUGAACACUACCCCGUUUCUAGGCUUCUUGGAUGUGUCGAAGUUGUUGGCUGUUUAAAGCGUGAGGAGCUUGCUGGCUGGGACAUGGUUCCUGAAGGGGUAAGGCUAGAAGCACAAACUGAUUACUGUUGGCUAUGUGAACAACCACAGAAAUUGUUGAUUCCUUUUGAGAUGCGGGGAUACCAAGGUGUUUAUAACUUGGAGAGGAAGAUCCAUGAUGCUGCAGUUAGAGGUUUAUCACCAGUGAAAGGUCCAUUGCCAGUGAAAUUUCCACUUCCAGAUCCACGAGAUAUGUUUUCGCUAAAGCCAGGUUGUAUUGCCACGCUUACUCCCAAUGUAAAAGCAGCUGAAGUGGACAAAUCAUCAAGUAUAAGUGCAGCCAUAGCUGGGGCACGAGCAGCAGCUACUCAGUUCUCAAAGAAGGAUCAGAAUUCCCCUAGCACUUCUUGGAAUAAUACACAUGAGGAGACAGAAAAUGCAAGAUCUUAUAAUUUACGAUCACGGACAAGAUCUAUGCCAAAGAAUAAUGCAUCACCCUCUGAAUUAACUGACAAAUUCAAUAAUGGGGCACUGCGAUUGAGUCAAGAAGAGGAUAGCAGUUUUGACAAGAGUGAGGGAAGUAGUUCGGAUAAUCAAUCAUCUGUUGCUGAUCUGCAGCCACCCACUAAGGGGAGUCUGGAAUACAGAGAGAAAAGCAAUCGAGACAGGUAUGAGGGAAGAAGUAAGGACAACCAAUCUACUGGUAUAGAAUCUGAUUCAAGACAUUUUCCACGUCCACCAUCUAAGAUUUUUGCAGCAGCAUUGAAAAACCUGAAGCAAUGAUCAUGGAGCAUGAGUGAGGAUUUGUAAUUUGGUAAAAUGGAUGUUCUCAUUGGAUGCUAAAGUAUGUAAGUCUGUAUGUUUCAACAGUUUUAUUUAAUUCUCAUUGGAUGUUCUCAUUGGAUGCUCGUUCCAUCCACUUCAAUGUAUAACACCUUUGGUUGUAUUAGUAUUUUUUGUUUUCAAGAUUUUGUGAAAAAAAAGUGAAAGCAAUUAGAUCAUGUUUUUGUUUUUGUA
Messenger RNA from Arachis ipaensis, 1453 nucleotides. RefSeq names its product RNA-binding ASCH domain protein. NCBI's taxonomy places the organism in Eukaryota, Viridiplantae, Streptophyta, Magnoliopsida, Fabales, Fabaceae. The record is from RefSeq and is a predicted model, not a curated record.